AUGGGAAAUUGUUCAAGUGAAGAACUAAGUCUUUCUGAAUUAGAAUUGUAUAGUAAAACAUCAGAAUUAUAAUAUAGCUCCUUAAUUAUCACAAUAUAAAUUACUCUAUGUUAUAGGAAAAGGAGGUUUUGGAAGAGUAUGGAAAGUAAAAUGUUAAAAAAAGUUUUUUGCAUUAAAAGAGAUGAUAAAAUCUAAGUAGAUUUAUCAACUAUAUAGAUAUCAGAAUAAUUGAAAAACAAUCUAAUUAGAGUGUGAUGAACGAGAGAAUUUUGCUUUAAAAAUUAAAUCAUUCGUAUAUUAUAUAUCGAAAUAGAUUUCUAGUUAACAUGAGAGGAGCAUUUUAAACAUCAACACAUUUAUAUAUAGUUUUAGACUAUUUGGAAGGUGGAGAUUUAAGAUAUCAUUUAUGUAAACAAGGAAAAUUUAAUGAAGAGCAAACAAGUAGCAAUUCUAUUUUUAUAUUUAUAAGAGUUUUUUGUUAUUUGUAUAUUGAUGGCACUUUAAUAUUUACAUAAGAACCUUAUACUUCAUAGAGAUAUUAAACCUGAGAAUUUAGUAUUUGAUGAUAAAGGCUAUCUUCACAUAACUGAUUUAGGAAUUGCAAGAAUAUGGAAACCCAAUAAUAAGAAUGAGACUAGUGGAACUCCAGGAUAUAUGGCUCCUGAAGUUAUGAUGAAAACUGAUCAUGGAGUAGCAUGUGAUUACUUUGCAUUAGGUUGUAUAGUUUAUGAAUGUUUAACAGGAAAAGUAAUGAUAUUUAUUAAAAAUAAAGAGACCUUAUUAAGGAAAAAAUAGAAGAUAAAUUAGGGAUUAGAUAAUGAGCAAAUAGGUUAAAUUACAUAAGCAAGGUUUUUCUAAAGAGGUUACUGAUUUUGUGAAUAGAUUACUGCAAAGGAAGGCUAAUUAAAGAUUAGGGAAUGAAGGACCGGAUGAAGUGAUGGGUCAUCCAUGGUUGAAGGAUGUAGAUUGGGGGAGACAUUAUGAUAAAUUAAUUGACGCUCCUUAUAAGAUUAUUGGGAAGGAUAAUUUUGAUUCAAAAUUUGUGAAUUAAAUGUUUAGUAUAAGUGAAUAUAAGGAGGAGAGGGAUCAUAAUAAUGUGUUUUAAGGAUUCACUUAUUAUGAAAACAAUGAUGAACAAUAGGUUACAGAUAUAUAAACAAGUAAAUAAAAGCUAUUAUUAUCUACUAAAUAUUAUUGA
This is a messenger RNA of Paramecium pentaurelia, 1198 nucleotides long. The record is from the annotation of a GenBank genome assembly. Lineage: Eukaryota; Ciliophora; Oligohymenophorea; Peniculida; Parameciidae.